CUGGUAUGGCGGCCGGCUUCCGGUUUUGUGCGACGGAAGUGAUGCGAGCGCGCGCGCCGCGGCGCGGAGUGGAGGAGGUCGUGAUGAUGCGAGUCCUGCGGGAGCGGGCGGCCAGGGUCGUCCGCGCGCUGCGGCUCGCGGGCUGCGCCUCCCGAGGCCUUCACCCGCCGCCCGGUGGCCGGGCUCAGCCCGCGUCCCAGAGGGAGGAGGACGACGACCCCGACCUCCCCGUGCAGUUUUCCUCCAGCAAGGCCAAUCCGACCCGCUGGACGGUGGGGCAUUCCGUGGGAAAGGAGUGCCGGCGGCCCUGGUGGAAAGUGGCGUCUCUCAGCGUCUCCCUCACGGCCCUGGUCAUCUGGUGCUACCUGAGGCAGGGGAGCGACGCCGAUCGGUGGUUGAAACGCGUGUUGGAAGAGGAGGUGACGGAGCCCGAUGGUUCACAGGAGCCCGAAACCCCGGCUUCCUACGGGGCUAGAACUUAACGGGGUGCCCGCUGGGGCGGCAGGAAGGAAACAGGCAAUCGCCCGUCGUGAAUGAAGUCGCGUUUGACCGUUCCUGUCCUGGUGACUCGUGUGUCCUUGGCACUGAAAGACUUGGAUGAUGCACUAGGCCACGCGGGCCCACGUGCAGGCAGAGCAGAAGGCCGGUGGAUCGGAACCUACUACUGUCUGACACUCGAUGCCUGGUGAUUACGUCCAAAAGACACCUAAAAUACACAGAAAAGGUUUUGGUUGCACUGUGUGCUGUUGGAUUUGUGAUGUCCCUGUACAACGUAAUCAUGUUUCCAAAGCAAUUCUGGUGACACUUGUAAUCUAGUGUUAUUUUUCAGUUCAUUUGCUUUCUGAGACAGACAACUUGCAGAACUGUCAGACCUUAUAAUGUACUGUAUGGCGUGUGUAAUAACGUCUGUUGAUGUUAGUUUUACACGCUAAUAACUUGAAAAUAAACUUUGAUAGAGUAGAAUUAAGAUGAUUACAAUACAAUAAAUUUUUUUCCCUUUUAUCUAGUAAAAAAGUAUUUUAAGUAGGCCAACAGUCACCUUUUUCAAUUUCUUUUUUUUUUUUUUACAGAGUGGGAACUGAGAAAAGAAAUCUAAGUGUAAAUUGUGGAAUAUAUUAUCAAGUGGUACCAGAAAUAAGGAACUUUCUCAGCUUUCUGCAAAACUUUAUUUUUAGCAAGGUAACAGUUUUCUGAGUGGAAUACAGGUGAUGAGUAUUUCUUUGCACAAAUUACGGGUUCUAUUUUGGGUUACCUAAAAUGAAAUUUGGAUGUGUUUGAGGAACCUGUGAGACAGUCCAGUAGAAAGGUCUAGAGAGUUGUCUGGAGCUCAAAAACAGAAGUUGGGCUGGCCAGUUAGCUCAGUUGAUUAGAGUGCAGCCUUAUAACACCGAGGUCACGGGUUCUGAUUCCCAUGCCAGCCAGCUGCCAAGAAAACCCCAUAAAACUACACACACACACACGCACACACACACAGAAGUUGAGGGCUCAGGAUCAAGAAAUUUAGGGAUCUUUGUUGUAGAGGUGUAAGCAAAGAUGCCUACUAUUCCUCACCCAGGAGACAUCUUCCUUGAAGAUAUCAAAGAAAACUGAUAGGCUGUAAGGACUGAAAAUACUACUUAGGAAAAACCUGCUUAAUUCUGAAUAAAAUACAAGAUGCAUAAAAGUGCUUUUAUUUCCUAAAGUUUCUAGUGGAAGGUUUUGUCUUAGCGUAUUUUUUGCUUUUGUAUUUUGGUGGCUGGCCGGUAUGCUUAGUGUAUUUGUGGUGCUGAAUGGUUUUUUUCUGACACAGAUGUGUGCAGAACAGGUGUGUGACCACUCUGGUUGUACAGCAGAAUACUGACUUCUUACAGGGCCUCUGCAGAAGUGCUCCAAGUGUCUGGCACACCUUGGUAAGUCACGCUUGUGAAAGAGAUGAGGUACACACAAGUAUGUUUAUUUUUUAAAAGAUGGUGAGUCUGAGGUUUGGAAAGAUUGACCUAAUUUUAGCUCAGAUUAUUACAUUUUCCCAUGGGAGCAAGGAACUCAGAUAUCUUCUUUUUGGCCUGGUGUGCUUGUUACGUGUUUGGUUGUGAGCCAUUUUGUUUGAGCAGCAUUCAAACACGAACUGUUUUACUCUCACUAGCUCCAGCAGAAAAAACGAAGAGAACUAAUGAGAAGGACUUUUGUGCUAAUUAAAAGUAAUUUUCAUGUAACAAAAGCAACAUUUUUUUUUCUGGAGGAGUGUGACACUAAAAUAAGCAAAAGGAAGAGAUUAGAUACUGAUAAUCCUGUACACCACCUAGAGGACAUCACCGUCAACAGUUAUUUUACCUUUCCAAAUUGUUUCCGUGCAUAUAUAAGUAGUUUUUUUUUUUUUUUUUUUUUAAAUAGAAGAUGACCGGUAAGGGGAUCUCAACCCUUGAUUUGGUGUUGUCAGCACCACGCUCAGCCAGUGAGCUAACCAGCCAUCCCUACAUGGGAUCCGAACCCUUGGCCUUGGUGUUAUCAGCACCGCACUCUCCCAAGUGAGCCACGGGCCGGCCCCUAUAAGUAGUUUUUUCAAAGACACAAAUGGGAUAGUAGCAUCGCUUUUGGUGAAACAUCACACCACAUGCAGCAGAGUCUGAGUGCCUCCAAGGUGGCUGUUGGUGACGGUUUUUCCUGUUGGUGACUUCGUGCCAGUGACAUGGAUAACUUUGUCAGGAGCCAGAGGAGAACUCCAGGCCAGCUGGGGACAAUGGGCAGACCUUCCCCACACCUGGAGUUUUCAAGGAUUGACAACAGAGCAGGUUGACAGGCGAACAGUUACGAAAUCCUUUUGCUGUGUAACUGUUGGUGCAGUGUGUUUGCCUUAUUUCCCUAACUGGGCUGUAGCUUUUAUCUUUCCCAGGGUGCUUCCCCUGGCAAGUGCCCAGUAAACAUGCAAGAGGGAGAGGACAGAAGCAGUCACAGUGAUUCUUGAGAUGGUAAACUGUUGGGCAGAGGAGGAGAAAGUUUUCAAAAAAAAACCUUUCAAGGAAUGAGAGGUUAAAUGGUUGCUUCUAAUCCGAUGAACUAUCUUGCAAUUCCUGGCAGUGCUGUGCGUUCCUCCCCUCCUCCAAUGAAAUACUUCUAGAUUCACAGAAUUCUGGUUUUAUUUAAGUCUGAUAUUACCCCACCCUUUAAAGAACAUUCUUCAAAAGCAUGAAAAAUGACAUUUUCAAUCCUUAUGGCCUAUCAGUUUUCUUUGAUGUCUUCGAGGAUGAUGCCUCCUGGGUGAGGGGCAACAGCAGGCUCUUUGCUCACACCUCUACAGCAAAGAUCCCCAAAUGCCUUGAUCCUGAGCCCCUAACUUCUGUUUUUGAGCUCCAGAUGGCUCUCUAGAUCUCUCUACUGGACUGUUUCAGAGGUUGCUCAAACACAUCCAAAAUGGAGUUCAUCUCCCCCCAAGUUGUUCUUUGUUCCGUAUCCCUUGAAGCUGGAGACCCUGGGGUUGGCAAAGACUUCUUUUUCAUUCUCUGAACUCUAGCAGUCUUGAAGAUCUGUUUAUUCCUCCUUUGAAGACUUUAUAGGCCCUGUCCUUACCUGCUUCAUCGUCCUGCUUGAUUUACUUUGAAAAUAUUGUGUUCUUGAUUUUCAUCCUUUUAAUUUAGUGGAUUAAAUGUAAUGUUUGUAGAGGUAAUGAUUCAUUUAGAAAAUGUGAACACAUGAGGUCAUUCAUCCUGCCAGUGAGUGAUACUUUUGUUAUUUUACCGUAUUAUUAUUAUUUCAAAAUUUAGUUACUUACUUGGAACAAAUGUUUGGAAUGAUUUAUCUUGCAUUUUUUAAUCUCACUAAAAGUUCUUGGGAAGCAUUGUUAUCAAGUCGUAGCAUAGCACUCAGAAUUUAACCGUUUUUCACCUUACUGGACUGUUAGGUGGUCUCAAGUUUUUCCUAAAUAACUGAUGAUUAUCUUCCUUCAUAAA
Molecule: messenger RNA, 3923 nt
Organism: Cynocephalus volans (Philippine flying lemur)
Lineage: Eukaryota; Metazoa; Chordata; Mammalia; Dermoptera; Cynocephalidae
Product: ubiquinol-cytochrome c reductase complex assembly factor 4
Exons: 2
Coding region: 6-482 (158 amino acids)
Source: RefSeq, a predicted model, not a curated record